CGGAUGACGUUGCAAGCAAAUUCUUUGUUCUGGAUACUUCCUUGAAGAUGACAAUAGAUUACUCUGUAAUGUUAUGGAUUAACUCUCAUCCUGCUGGUAAUCUUCGUCUUUUAACGGCAAUACAUUUGUUCGAUGACCACAGACUUUUAAAUUUUGUUCAAAUCCGUGCGUUCACUGCGCCGCUUAGUUGUGUGAAUAUCACAUGACUUUUCCCUCCCCCCUACUCCGGUCUAAUGAAUGGGGAAGAAGGAGUCGGACAUGUUUGAAGGAAAUAUGUUGAAUAAAGAAACGUGGCCGAAGACAAGAAGAGAAAGGGGAAUAUUUCGAGCAUGAGGAUUUCAACGCCAUCUUAACUUUUUUGCGUUUUAUUCAGUCUCAAUAGAGGUAUAGACUGUUGAGCUUGUUUUUAGGUUUAUAAGGGACAUUUUUAGGGGACAUGAUUUUGCUUUUUAAUCAGUGAUAUGCUAAAAAGAUGUAGUGAUUGUGUGUAUGUUCUGUUUAGGUUAGUUAAGCUAAGAUACAUUUCAUAAUUUAAUGAAAUUGAGUAACUUGAGUUUCGUUUAAUUAGGUGACAUUGUUACAAUUCUAUAACUUUGGUAGUGGGGGGUGGGUAGCACUAGUUACUCAAGAAAGUUUCAAAUCGAAUCCCAGUACAUUUAUUAAGAAAACUCAUCUUUAAAUCUGUUUUUAAGCAGGUCGAUUGACCUGUGAUGUUUUAGUAUUGUUAAAGGUCCCUUAAUUGUAUGUAGCCUCGUAUUUUGGAUUAGGCCUGCUGUACAGAUAACGUUGAGUAAUCCUGUAGAUUCAUCGUGCAUUUUUGAUCAACCUUAAUCUUUUAGAAAUAUUUUAUGAAUAACGUUACUGGAGUAAAGUACGAUUAUUUUAUUUGUUGGCCUUGUAGACUGGGUGAAUCAUCAUACUACUUUGAAAAGACAACAAUUUUUUCUUCGAUUCGUCGUCUUUAACGUUUAAUAUGUCUCUUUUCAAUUACAUUUGACUUGCUACGUUUUAGACGGGAAAACAAUUCAGGCGCCGAAGCUGCUGCGUCAUUGUAUAGCAGACGUGUUCAUAGGCCGUAUCUCACGGGAGAACGGCGAGAACGCAGGGCUAAAAGCAAAAAAUAACAUGGAAUCAUUGUUUGAUAACGUUUACGUGUUUUGUCGAGGUGGGGACAGUGACAUGGUGACUUAAAAUGGUACGACUAUAUGUCGAUUUACCACUUUUGUCUUAUUGCAUAGUACAAAACUAAGUUGUUCAUGUGUUCAUUUUAAUCUCAUUGUGUUCUAAAAUGGCGACUUUGUCGAGGUGGAACUGUUUGCCCGCGCACUAAAGCAUCAAGGAGAACCUUGAGAGCAUGUUGCCUUUGUCUGAUACGCGUGACUAGUUCAUUGAGCCAAUCGCGCAGCUCGAACCCACCCCGGAUAAUCGCGCAUGAAUUUUUGUGACCAAUCAGCAGUCUAUGUGCCACACGUUGACGUAACCGAAAUGCAGCUCAUAUAUAUAUUGUGUGUGUGUGUGUGUGUGUGUGUGUGUGUGUGUGUAAAUAAAUGUGUGUAUGUAUAUGUCAACCGAAGAAAAGCGGAACAGCUCUAUUGGUGGGGGGGGCAUGGGUGCCCAGGGAGUGACAAUGAUGGAGCAGCCCAUGUCUGGCCCUGGCAAGCGCAUCCGCAAGCCAUCGCUGUUGUAUGAAGGUUUUGAGGGUCCUGUGCUCCCGCAAGUUCCCCCCACUGGACCCCCUAAGCCUCCAACACGGGAUCCCAGCCGGCAGGGUAGGAUGACAAACCAGCUGCAAUUCCUCCAGAAAUCAGUCAUGAAGCCUCUCUGGAGGCAUCACUUUGCCUGGCCUUUCCAUGAGCCUGUGGAUGCUGUAAAGCUCAACUUGCCUGACUAUCACAAGAUCAUCAAACAGCCAAUGGAUAUGGGCACCAUUAAGAAAAGACUCGAAAACAACUACUACCGCACUGCUUCUGAGUGUCUACAAGACUUCAAUACCAUGUUUACAAAUUGCUACAUAUAUAAUAAGCCAACAGAUGACAUAGUUUUGAUGGCUCAGUCACUGGAAAAGGCCUUCUUACAGAAGGUAGCACAGAUGCCUCAGGAGGAGGAGGAACUGCCCCCACCUAUCCCACGAGUCAAACACGGGAAACCUGGCAAAGGCCGCAAAGCCAUAUUCUCAGGUGGGAUAACGACAGCGCACCAGAUUCCUGCUGUGUCUUCAGUGUCUCAGUCUGCAUACUCUCCCCCCAUGCCGGACACUCCGGACUCACUCCUGUCCACCCCACCACAGACAUUGCUGGCUAAGAGUCUGCACCCCACUGCCCACAGUGCUCCAACAAUGUCGGGCCUACCCCCUACCCAGCCCACUGCAAAGAAAAAGGGAGUCAAGCGCAAAGCUGACACCACAACUCCGACAACUAUGGCUUUUCCUCUCACCAUUGGUGUUGGGGGUAUGGGCCUAGGGAUGGGCAGUGGAGACGACUCCCCACUCACCCUUUCUGCCCUUGGUGUCAACCCCAGCCAUGGCAUAAGCCUUGGUGUGGGCCGUGGUGGAGGUCUGAUUGGAGGGAAAGUCACAGCACGACGAGGAGGCAGUGGUCGGCCCAUCAAGCCACCCCGGAAAGACCUGCCAGAUUCACAGCAUCAACACCAGCAGGUGCGACGGGUGAAGCUUAGCCAGCAGCUGCGCUACUGCAGUGGAAUUCUCAAAGAGCUACUGUCAAAGAAGCACGCAGCAUAUGCCUGGCCUUUCUACAAGCCCGUAGAUGCAUCAUCACUGGGGCUACAUGACUACCAUGACAUUAUCAAGAAUCCAAUGGACCUCAGCACUAUUAAGAGUAAAAUGGAUCGACGGGAGUACAGGGAAGCAUUACAGUUUGCAGCUGACAUCCGACUCAUGUUUUCCAACUGUUACAAGUACAAUCCUCCUGACCAUGACGUGGUAGCUAUGGCCAGAAAACUACAAGACGUUUUUGAGUUCCGUUUUGCCAAAAUGCCUGAUGAGCCUCUGGAUUCCCUCCCACCUGCAUCUUUGAAUGAUGGAUUGGGCGGUCACUCCUCAUCCUCCUCCUCCUCCUCCUCCUCAUCUUCGUCGUCGGAGAGUGAAGUGAGCAGUGAGAGUGAGAGCGAGAGCACCCCCAGUUCAGACAGUGAGGAGGAACGAGCACACCGUUUAGCACAGCUUCAGGAGCAGCUGAGGGCAGUACAUGAGCAGCUGGCUGCUCUCUCUUCAGACCCCAUCAUCAAGCCAAAGAAAAAAAAAGAAAAGAAAGACAAGAAAAAAAAGAAGAAGCCAGAGAAGCACAAGCGAAGCAGAGCAGUGGUGGACAAUGAGAUGGUCAUCCGGGCUCCCAAAGCACCAAAAAUUACAAAGGCGUCAAAAAGCAAAAGUAACAGCAAGGCAGCAACAGCAUCUUCCACGCAAAGCAAGAGAGCACCCAGCAAGAAGAGCAGCAAGAGCAAGUCCUCAAAGAAGGCUCAAGCAGCCUCCAUCAGCUCUCAUGCACUGGCCCUCCCUCCCCACUAUGAUUCAGAGGAAGAGGAGGAGAGCAGCCCUAUGAGCUACGAUGAGAAGCGGCAACUUAGCCUGGAUAUCAACAAACUCCCCGGCGAGAAGCUUGGCCGUGUUGUGCAUAUCAUCCAGUCACGCGAGCCCUCGCUGCGUGACACCAACCCUGAGGAAAUUGAAAUUGACUUUGAGACACUCAAACCAUCCACACUGCGUGAGCUAGAGCGCUAUGUUAUGACAUGUUUACGCAAGAAGCCUCGGAAACCAUAUGUUGCAAAGAAAGGUGGUGUGGGCAAGUCCCGUGAGGAACUGGCUCUGGAGAAGAAGAGAGAGUUAGAAAGGAGGCUACAGGAUGUUAGCGGCCAGCUUAACUCGACCAAGAAGCCCCCUAAAACCAAAGUGGAGAAACCCAGUGUGGCAGAACCUCAUGCUGUGGCUUCUCGUCUCAGUGACAGCAGUUCCAGCUCGGACUCUUCUUCAUCCUCUUCAUCCUCAUCUUCAGACACUAGUGACUCAGACUCGGGUUGAACAUGCAAGUGAAGUGGGCAGAGAUGCAUUCUCAUGUGCACGUUGUCUCAGACAGUCAAAGGAGCCAUCGCUCUGUACUGCACUUGACAGAAGUGACUGGGAAUGUGGACAGAAGAAAAAAAUAGUCAAAAGUUUCAAGAAAGCAAGGUUUUUCUGUCUUAUGUGGUUGUGUAUGUACGCAUUGGAUGAAGAAUAGAGGCAAAAUAAUGCCUAUGCUGCAUAGAGAGGGAAAUUCAUGAAGAGAUGAGACUGUAGGAACGAAGAACAGCAUGGUUCCUUCUCUGCUGUAACUUGUUUUUUGUCUGUCUGUAUUUACUGUGUAUUUGAGCAUGUGUGUGUAUGUAUGCGUGUAUACACAAAGCUAUAAGUGUGUGUGUGUGUGUGUGUGUGUGUGUGUGUGUGUGGAGAUGUAUGUAUCUGUAUAUAUUGCUAUUGUCGGAAGAAAACCUUGUAUCUCCAAAAUAAUAACUUUAUAGGAAAAAGAAAAAAAACUAUUAUCAUGAAAUUUACAUACAAUGUCAAGGGCAAAUGACAAAAAUGGAGAUACGUGGUUUUCUUCUGAUAGCAGCGAUAUCUAUAUAAAUUUCUUUUAUAAAGAAGAACUUAAAGAAUCCCCUAGACGGGAACAAAAAAUUGUCUUGAGCAGACUUAUUUUGUAAGCUGUUUUUAUAAAGAAAAGGGGUGUGGGAGCUAUUGUUAGCUUUGUUUUUAUGAUAGGGUGUGUUUUUGCUUCGAGUUAGAAAUUCCAUCCUACUUCUGACACGCUCACAUUUGUGCCCACAUAAAAAUUAUGGUGAUUAUUUUGUAGCUUGAUGCCCUAGCUUUACAUUUGAAUAAACCCUUUCAUGCCCCAAAAGUAUACCUUGUCAAUUAUCAUCUUGUAAGUCUUAAAGCUGGCAGAGCUGAAAGAUGGCAUUCUUCACCAUGGCCUUCCAUUUCCUGUAAAAUGCCAAGAGCACUAGAAUGUAGCUGCCAUUUGCCAUUUCCUUUGGCUUGUACUGCCUAUCAUAACUAAUGUUAAAACAGUCUUUAUUUCUAGAAGACAGUGCUUUUUUAUUUGCAUGACAUUUUAUAGGCAAAUAAAUUGCUUCAUAUGUCAUGAAGAUUAAUUGCAUA
This is a messenger RNA of Colossoma macropomum (tambaqui), 5149 nucleotides long. RefSeq names its product bromodomain containing 2a (gene brd2a). The transcript has 12 exons. Gene Ontology annotation, biological process: regulation of DNA-templated transcription; chromatin remodeling. Lineage: Eukaryota; Metazoa; Chordata; Actinopteri; Characiformes; Serrasalmidae. Gene Ontology annotation, cellular component: nucleus; chromatin. The coding region runs from base 1556 to 4033 and encodes 825 amino acids. The record is from RefSeq and is a predicted model, not a curated record.